Molecule: messenger RNA, 1838 nt
Organism: Phoenix dactylifera (date palm)
Lineage: Eukaryota; Viridiplantae; Streptophyta; Magnoliopsida; Arecales; Arecaceae
Product: Cation efflux family protein
Biological process (GO): transmembrane transport; monoatomic cation transport
Cellular component (GO): membrane
Molecular function (GO): monoatomic cation transmembrane transporter activity
Source: RefSeq, a predicted model, not a curated record
UUUCCUCUCCCCCAACCCAACCGGUGGGGCAAGAAGAUCGGAGCAAAAGAAACCGGAAAAAUAGCUUAAAAUAAAACAAACAAGAAACCAUUUUAAUGGGUUUCCGGAUCCCAAAUGUCACCGGCUUCCACCGGGCCUACCGCGCUGCUAGGACCCCCUUAAAUGGCCACCGGCUCGUUCCUUUCAUCCCCGCCGCCUCCUCGGCGGAGGAGCACCAGAACCAUUCGAGGGUCGGCAAAAGAUGGCACGUCGGCCACUCCCACGACCACCACCACCACCACGCCGGGAAGGGUCCAGAUGCGGAGGGAAUCUUCCGGCUAGGGCUCGCUGCCGACGUAGCCCUCGCCACCGGGAAGGCCCUCACCGGGUACGUCUCCGGCAGCACCGCCAUCGUCGCCGACGCCGCCCACUCCGUCUCCGACAUCGUCUUGAGCGGCAUUUCUUUGUGGUCGUUUAGAGCGGCCAAGGCCCCCAAGGACUCGGAACACCCUUAUGGACAUGGCAAGUUUGAGACUCUUGCAGCUCUUGGGAUUUCCAGCAUGCUUUUGGCAACUGCAGGCGGUAUUGCAUGGCAUGCUGUUGAUGUUCUACAGGGGCUUUUGGCAUCAACUACAGAUAUGGUUAAUCACACAUGGGAACAUAGCCAUCAUAACCACAGUGAUGGUGGCCAUCAUCAUGGAAUUGACUUGGAACACCCCAUCCUGGCCUUGAGUAUGACAAUUAUAUCGAUUUCUGUUAAAGAAGGGCUCUAUUGGAUCACAAAACAAGCUGGGGAAAGAGAAGGAAGUGGACUCAUGAAAGCAAAUGCAUGGCACCACCGUGCUGAUGCUGUGUCGUCUGUAGUUGCUCUUAUUGGGGUUGGUGGCGCUAUCAUGGGAGUACCAUAUUUUGAUCCACUUGCUGGACUUGUUGUAUCAGGCAUGAUUUUGAAAGCUGGGCUUGAGACUGGAUACCAGAGUGUCCUGGAGCUAGUUGAUGCAGCAGUCCCACCAUCUGUUUUAAUGCCCAUCAAGCAAACAAUUACUGAAGUUGAAGGUGUCAAGGGAUGCCACCAGUUGAGGGGAAGAAAAGCUGGGUCAUCCUUGUAUCUUGAUGUACAUAUUGAGGUAGAUCCCUUUUUGAGUGUUAGUGCUGCCCAUGACAUUGGUGAGGCUGUGCGUCAUCAGAUACAGAAAUAUCAUAGUCAAGUUGCUGAAGUCUUCAUACAUAUUGAUCCAUCAUAUUCUCAAUACUCGGUGUCAUGCCAAGGAAAGAAAUCCAAGAGCAUAGACGGCCAGAACCCAAACAUCAUUUCCGGACAAGAAGAAGCUGAAGCCAUUGUGGCUGAUAUUCUCUCAACGCUAUUUUCAGAGAAAAUGUCCCUUGAACAUGUAACAUGCUGCCACUCAUUGCAAGGAAAGGUAUUACUCCAGGUUCAAGUCUCCAUGCAUCCUGAAUUGCUGAUACGGGAUGCAAUGGACAUAGCAAAAGAAGCAGAAAAGGAGAUACUGAAGGCUGCUUCUAGCAUAGACCAAGUUAGUAUCCAGCUGACAUUGGGGCGUACAGUAUCAGAACUUCAUGAACCAAUAGAUCGCAAAGAAGAAAUGUUGGAUUCGCAACACUGAUAUACUUUCUGUUCGUAAUAAGUUAUGUUAAUGAGCAAAUCUAAAAAUUUUGUCAAUGGAUUUUUUUUUAUACCCUUGGGCUGCUGUUUCUAUGUAGACCAAUGUCAAAAUAUAUGCUUCAUUAGCAUUGCUGCAUUCAUUUUUUCUGCAUAUUGCUGAUGGUAUCGCAGUGUAGUGUAAAAUAAACAUACAAAGUCUAUAAAUCAAUAAAUUUUUGGCACCAUUUACCUGUGA